AUGCUUGAACAUGAGAAUGACGUUGCUGCGUCUGCGCCAGCACCUGCGCCCCGCAAAAGAGGCCGGCCACGCACGUUGACGGACGAACAACAGAUACCAGAAAGACGACGAAAGCAGCUUCGCGUCGCCCAACAGGCAUAUCGGAAAAGAAAGGAGACUACGAUUAACAACCUCCAGUCUCGUGUUGGUGAACUCGAAUCGGGCGUGGAGGAGCUCAGCCGGUCAUUCCUUGCCUUCAGCAAUUUGCUUUUUGAGGCCCAGGUCCUCCAAGGCAAUCCACAUAUCACAGCCGCCCUUCAGGAGAUCACCAAACUAUGCGUCUCGCUAGCAAAGGAUGACCAGGAUGCGCCCGAAUCGACCACCUCGGUUGACCUCGCAGAAACAGCCUCAACGUCGCCAUUGCAGGAACUCAAAGAGAUCUCGCAGAUAACACACGCACCCUAUGAUCCCUCGCUCACCCAGGACAAUGUAGUAAUGGUCAAUAAUAUCUAUCCCCCUUCCGGGAUACAUGGUGGAUGGUCGAUAUUUCAAACUUUGCCUCCAACGCCGCCUUGCCCAGAUCAGACAGGGUUGCCCUUCGGGCUAGUUCUGUCGUCACCCAAUCCACCCCCGCAGAUAUCCCCCCCUGUCUCGUCUGGGGAUUAUCCAACGAAUGUGGUAGCCAACACCCUGCCCGAUCGAGCUUCCUGGACACUGGCGCACCGUCUGGUCCGACAAUGCUGUGAAAAUGGCUACCGACUUCUGACAAGGGCGGCUGGAGAUGAACCGCGCGUCCAAGCAGUCUUUGGGAAACGUCUAACCAAUUCGGAGCGUAAUCGUUUGAUUUCGGAGUUCUUCGCCAUCAUACAGGAUGAGUUCGGCGAACAGGUCGAGUUGAAGACACGAGUGUUCAGCGUGGAUCAUCGACGGCGCAACCCCUGCCCGGCUGAACUGCAAGCCACCUCGUCUGACAUGUGGCAGAAAGUUCAAGAUAAAGGCCUUGAGGGAUGGCUUGAUGCCAACGAGGUCCAAAAACUACUGCAAGAUAGGGGACUUCGCCUUCAUGAUACCAAUUCGCCUCCUUCAACGAUGCCGUCUCAUGACUCUCAAUGGUUAUGUGCGCCCCAGCUCAAUAUCACAAAUUUCGUUGAACGUAAGUCAACCCUGCUUGUACAGGAACCGCAUUGA
This is a messenger RNA of Penicillium oxalicum, 1167 nucleotides long. RefSeq names its product bZIP transcription factor. Gene Ontology annotation, biological process: regulation of DNA-templated transcription. The record is from RefSeq and is a predicted model, not a curated record. Bases 1 to 1167 code for a protein of 388 amino acids. The transcript is spliced from 2 exons. Lineage: Eukaryota; Fungi; Ascomycota; Eurotiomycetes; Eurotiales; Aspergillaceae. Gene Ontology annotation, molecular function: DNA-binding transcription factor activity.